Pocillopora verrucosa is the source of this 3181-nucleotide messenger RNA. Lineage: Eukaryota; Metazoa; Cnidaria; Anthozoa; Scleractinia; Pocilloporidae. The record is from RefSeq and is a predicted model, not a curated record.
AAGCCAGAUUCGAUAUUAAUGUGAAGGAGAUUUGCAAACUUAGGGUGGACCGACGCGAUGGCUGAACCAUAGGAUCGAGAAAGGCCAACCAAUCCCAGUGAUAAAGGAUGUAUUUGAGAGCCACAUGUAAAGAUAGACCCAUUGGAUGAGUUUGGAAAAUAUGAGCGAGGAGGAGUACAGUCCUCCUAAAUUGCCUCGGUUGGAUGAUUUAUUUUCCGAUAUACUACCACCGGUGUGGCCCCUUUACGGUGAGCAGGCUGAAGCUUUAGGAAGGAGUUAUGCUGAAAAAAUAAUUCAUCAGCUGCCAUACAAUGGAAAAGUUGCCAUCCUGGCAAAUAAAUGGAGAUGGGAGUGGGGUUCUUGGGAAUUCAACUCAAUCCUCGCAAAAGAGUUGUCCCAACAACUGGCAAAAUUCCCUUAUGUGAAAGUCUCUGUCAUGGUCCCUGAAGGUUCAUGUGAGGAACUUGACAAGAGAAAUGCUGAAAGUCACAAUGUUACCAUUGUUGAAGCAAAAAAGCUACAUGGAUUCCAAAAUCCUAAUGACUGGCUGUACUUCUUACCAAAAGGCCUCACUACAGACAUUGUCAUUGGUGUGGGUGAGAGACUUUGUAAAAUGGCGCAAAUAUUUAAGGAACUUCACCACUGCAAAAGUAUUUUUGUUGGUUGUGAUUCUUUUGAAGAAAGCUUCUCUAGAGAUGCAGAAUUAAGAGAUGCCCAGGCUAAGAUGGAAGAUGAAUGCCUAGGAAAAAGCAAUGUUCAGCCUAUGAUGCAAAUGGCUGAUCUUCCAGUUGCUGUUGGACCAAAGAUAGCUGACACCCUUUCUGUUUCCCUCUCUCGUCAAGGAGAAGAAGUUUUCAAGUUGACUCCAGGUAUACUCAGUGAAUUUGCUGAUGUCACACAAACCCUUUGUGAUAGGAAAAAGUUUCGUAUCAUGGUGGCAGGUCAUGGCCACCCCAGGUAUUUUUACAAAGAAGAACUUGAAAUUGUUGCAAAAGCAGUUGCUGGGUUGAAGGACAGAUCCUAUGAGAUUAUUUUAGUUGGUGCUGCUAAAGGAGAACAUAGGGGAUUUAUUGAGAAAUUUCAUGAAUGUGGUGUAUCCAAAUAUCAGCUGAUCAUUCGAAGCCCUCCAAAAGAUGAAGAAGAUAUGAAAAGGUGGCUCUGUGAAGCAGACCUUGCCAUUGCGCCCUCAGGUGAACAAGGAUUUGGAAUGUUUGGUCUUAUAGCCUUGUCAUCUGGCCUCCCUAUCCUGGUACAUGGUGCAUCAGGACUUGGUGAAGCCUUGGAAGAUGUCGCUGGUGGUUGGUCAUCCAUUGUGGAGUCAGAGGAUGUCACUGUGUGGUCCGAGGCAAUUAAGAAGGUCAGGAACAAAGUUAGGGAAGUACGACUUGAAGAGGCUGAUUCACUACGCAAACAUUACAACGAGAAGUACAGUUGGGAGAAACAGUGUGAAGCUCUUGUCAAGGAGAUGCAGAAGAUGGCUUCUGCUCAACAAGGCAAGACCCAGUAACGUGGAAUCAGAGUGAAUGCAUUGCUCAGCCAAACAAGACCAAACACCCUUAUCCAGCAUGAGAGGGUGUGAAAUGAACAAUUAUGUAUUCAUUUAUUAUUGUAAGGCAUCUGCAUGAAACUUAAGGAUAUAGAUGUAGUACCUCUACUUUAAAUGAGUACUAUAGGAAGCUCUAAGCACAUGUACUUUGGGUUGAUAAACAGUGUCCAUUGUCAACACCCAGAGAGGUGUGCUCUUUUACUCAACUUCAUUAAGGUUUUUGCAAUUGAUAUAACAGAAGCCUAUAGAUGGAGGCUUUUACAUGUACAGUAUAUUCACUUCAGAAAAAGUUGGCAGAUUCUAGUUUAUUGUUCAAUGUUUUAUCUAUCCUAAAAGUAGGCUGCAGUAUUCCAGGUGGGACAGUAUGUAGGUCUUGUAUAGCAACAGUUCAACACAACAGCUAGGCACAAGCUUUUUUGAAAAUAUCUGAGGACUCCAAUUUUGGCUUUGUCAAUUAUGAUAACCAGAGUUAACACUCAGAUAGGUAAGCAAAGAACACUUUUACUAAACUUUGUUUGUAAUGUAUGUGCACUCAAUUAUCAUCUUAAAAUAAGCUUGGAAGCUGGGGAUCUCAUAGUUAUUUCAGGACUAGUGAGUUUCCUUCUCUGGCUUGACUAUCAUAACUUGUUGCUUGUAUGGGCCAAAGGCAGACUAAUUCAAGAAUAGAUACAUAAUUUCAGAUAAUGAGCUGAUAACUUCCCAUCGUGUAGACUCCCUGAUUUACACAAGGAGGGCUAUGGUAGUAAUCAUCUCCCUCUCUACCACCUUGGGAACAACUUCAAUUCUAACAUUCAAGUUUAAUCUGUGAAAUUUUGGAAUAGAAUGCGUGUUGAUGAUUCAGUUAGUUAGGGAGGCAAUUAAUUGUCAUAUGUUGUAUUCCUAUCUAAACUAUUUUCGAUGUAGCCUGUUCCACUCCCUGAGUCAGUGGAGGCAUGUAAAAGAAUGGGCAAAUAACUAACAACGAUUGUGGUUAUCAGAACAGACCCAAGACAAUUUUUGCUUGUUUGUGUUAGCCCACAGCCUGGCUUUUUUUUCACAGACAAUUGGUACUAAAGUUGCCAAUAUUUAAUGUAACUAAGUUAUGCUGUAUAUAAUUUCCUUGGUGUUUUUUCCUUUCUAAUCAGAAAACUUUUAAAGAAAUCAUUGGAUUUGUAUUUGACUUCCUCCAGUGAAUGGAAAGCUAUCAUGAAUACUUUCAAUGCUUUCUCUGUUCCACAGACAUCAAAAACUUGCUUUGCUUCCCAGCAUUUAAAUUGUGUUGGAGUAAGAGAACCCACAAAUGCAGUAAAAUAAUAAUGAUAUUAAUACUGAUAAGAAUGAUAAUGAUCAUUGUAACAACUUUAUAUCAGCACAUUUAUCAGGUGUCUCUUCAUCUGAAAUAUUACUACCCACCAGGAGUGUUUAACAUUAUGAUAAUAAAACUAUAAUUAAAUUUGAGAGAUUAAAUUUAAUUAAAUUUAGGAGACAAAGAAAUGUUCAUUAAUUAAAUUGUGUCAUUUUAAGGCCCCAUAAGUGACAACAUGUGUUGCUAUCUCCCCACAAUCACAAAAUGAAAUGGUGAUGGUGUGUAAUUAUAAUAAAUGGCAGGAAUACUGAAAAGAACAGUAAUGUAUUAGAUAAGAUUCCCAAUUUUGA